CUAUAUGUGCUUAUGUGAUAUCGAUACAAUUAAAAAAAUUUUUCUGACAGAAAAAUGCACACGUGCCGAAUUGUUAUGGAAUAUAAAUGUCAAAUAUCAUCAUUAUUAAUUUAAUCUUUAGAUUACGAAUUCAAAUAUGGCUCACGUUAAUCAAGAUCAAGGAAUAGGAGAACAUAUGGACUUUUUAACAAAGUUUCACAAUAUUUCGAAUAAAUUGAAAAAACGAUUUUUGAGAAAGCCAAACGUCUCAGAGGCAUGUAAUCAAUUUAGUGCCUUAGCCAGUGAAUGCGAACAGAAAGAAUUGUGGCAAUAUGCAGGUUUGUGUUGGUUGGCAGCUGCCAGAUGUCAAGGCACAUUAGAAAAUGCCUCUUCUGAAAUAAAUCUUCUGAUAAAAGCGGGAAGACAAUUUCUCAUAGCUGAGAAAAAAGACAAUGAUAUAGGAUGUCUCUCUAUAGGCCAUGAAAACAUUCAGGCAGUUGUGAGUUGUUUCGGCCAUUCUAUGGCAAGAUGCGGCAGUCAACCAGGAUUUAAUACAAUUUCUGCAGGUCUAUCAGUAGAAUUGGCAUUAGCAUUGGGUCCAAGUUCUGCUGGCAUUCAAUACCUGCGAAAAGCGAUUGAUAUAUUUCCCACAUCAAAAGCUAUUAAUACUUUAGUGUCUUUUCAUAUAAACCAAGGAGAUUAUGUAGUCGCACUACAGAUUCUUAACGAAUUCGUAGAAUUUGCAGAAGCUUGUGUUGUAGCUGGUGCCAGAGGAAAUUACAAUGGUAUUCUACAUAGAUGCGAGGUGACACGAGUACUUCUAUUACUCAUUCUUCAGCCAUCGCCGCAGAGAUUAACACCCUCUCUCGCACAAGUUCUCGAAAAAUAUGCAUGGGCCGAAGAAAACGUGAAUAAUAAUCUCAAUAUGAGUGAGGAUGAAUUAUUGUUGUUGCAAUCCCUGGUAUUAGCAUGCCAAUCUCAUGAUCAUCAAGCAAUAUUGGAACUGGAGAAUGAAUUGUAUUCUUACUUUGACACAGAACAAAAGGAAUUGUUACAUAAAUUGAUACAAGUAUUAUCGACGCAGUAAAUAUAUAAGAUAAUGAAACCACGAAACGUGCGACUAAUUUUUGUCCGGAAUUUCAUUCACUAUGGAAUAUCUUUCGUAAUUUUGUCGUACUAUGCAGUCUAUCGAAAUCAAAAAUCGAGACAUAUGCAUCGCAAUUUGUCGAGAAACGCGCGAAUAAAGGAUGUCAGAGUCCAGAGUUA
Cataglyphis hispanica is the source of this 1245-nucleotide messenger RNA. Its product is annotated as 40-kDa huntingtin-associated protein-like. The coding region runs from base 137 to 1066 and encodes 309 amino acids. Gene Ontology annotation, cellular component: early endosome. Gene Ontology annotation, molecular function: protein binding. Gene Ontology annotation, biological process: vesicle cytoskeletal trafficking. The record is from RefSeq and is a predicted model, not a curated record. Lineage: Eukaryota; Metazoa; Arthropoda; Insecta; Hymenoptera; Formicidae. The transcript is spliced from 7 exons.